AUGGUGACCUGGAAUGUCUUUCGGAUUAUUGCAGAUUUGUCCCAUGCAGGCUCAAUAUUUAUCCUGCUCUGGGCUAUUCACAGGAAUAAGAGCGCCGAGGGCAUCUCACUCCUCACGCAGUUGCUUUACGGCCUCGUCUUCAUAUUUCGCUAUCUUGAUCUACUUUUUCCAUCCACAUACACGGGAGGCACGUGGCACAGCAUCUGGAAUGUCUGCUUCAAGCUCUUUUACCUCAUCUCGUCCUCAUACCUGGUCUUCCUGAUGAUGAAGGUGUACCCACGGACAAGAGAAAGGGAGCGAGCUUGGAAGCUCGCUUUGUGGUCUGUGGUAGGGUCCCUUGUUUUGGCCCCUAUCUCCAUCUGGCUCUUCGACAGGUCCGACAGCAACUCUUCUGGUUACUGGUUUCUUGAGUUUUGCUGGGCUUUCUCUAUCAUUCUGGAGUCUGUGUGUGUUUUGCCGCAGCUCCUUCUCCUUCGCCAGACCACUGUCCCGACGGUGAUCGACUCGUACUACCUGCUUGCUCUGGGCUCCUACCGAGCAUUCUACAUCCUAAAUUGGAUCGUCCGCCUUUCCAAUAAGGAGCCCUUUUAUGAUUGGAUCGCGGUCGUAUUUAGCAUUGUACAGACUGCCUUUUAUGUCGACUUUGCGUGGGUGUACUAUUCGCGCCAGCGAGUCAAGCUUCGCAAUGGCGGUGUCAUCGACUCCGAGGACUAUGGGAACAGUUGGCUGGUGAAUCGUGUACUGAAUUUCCGGGCCUCGCGAGCCUCUACAGACGAAGAACAGCACCUUCAAGACGAGGAGGAAGGGGCGGAUGGUCAAUCUAACCACAACCGGUGGGGUGCUCGUGGUAUUUCCAUCGCAGCUGACGACACUCUGGAAAGCACUAGUCACAAUAAGGCACAUCGUGACAGUUUAGAUGGGUUUUCGGGAGACGAGGACGAAACUGAUGACCACCGAGUGAACAGUUCUCGCUGA
Messenger RNA from Penicillium roqueforti, 975 nucleotides. RefSeq names its product ER lumen protein-retaining receptor. Bases 1 to 975 code for a protein of 324 amino acids. The record is from RefSeq and is a predicted model, not a curated record. Gene Ontology annotation, cellular component: cis-Golgi network; endoplasmic reticulum; membrane. Gene Ontology annotation, biological process: protein retention in ER lumen; endoplasmic reticulum to Golgi vesicle-mediated transport. NCBI's taxonomy places the organism in Eukaryota, Fungi, Ascomycota, Eurotiomycetes, Eurotiales, Aspergillaceae. Gene Ontology annotation, molecular function: ER lumen protein retrieval receptor activity. The transcript has 3 exons.